Messenger RNA from Musca domestica (house fly), 826 nucleotides. RefSeq lists its product as uncharacterized. The record is from RefSeq and is a predicted model, not a curated record. Lineage: Eukaryota; Metazoa; Arthropoda; Insecta; Diptera; Muscidae. Bases 285 to 779 code for a protein of 164 amino acids. The transcript is spliced from 2 exons.
UAAUUUCUGCUACAUCAUCCCGCUUGUAUGUGCUGCCGUUAGCACGUAAUUUAUACUUUGGAUAAUAUGCAUAUUUGUUUCGAUGAGACUUUUCAAUUUUAUCUUGCUUUUCUCUUCUAUUCACGUUACUAAUUUUAAAAUGUUCCAAAGAUUAAAGAAGAGGAAAACAAAUAAUGAAAAUAUUCAUGUAUGUCUGUUACUCUUCCUUUCGGUGAAGAUGACUGGAAGACUAAACAAAGACCUUGGCACAGAGUGGUAGUUGUAGUCUGUUAUUAGCUUUCGUUAUGAACAAAUGUAGUUUAGUAUCUCGCUUUCCAGUUCAGCUUGUGGCAGUGUGUUUUCUGGUCGCGUCUACAACAAGGCUGGGCGUCUAUAGCAAUGCAGCCAUAGUGACUAGCGUGAAUUAUGCAUUCGAGACAUUUAGUCCAUAUGCUCUCAUUCGAUUCUUUGAGUUCAGUGACAAGGAGUGGAAUGUAACACAGACUUGUUUCAGGGACAUGUACGUCUAUGUCCAGGGACUGCGUAAUGGUGAAUACUGGGCCGUGAAAUUGUAUGAUGCCACCAGUUAUUAUGCGGGUGCCGCUUUUUCGGGUACUUCGGCCCGCAUGCACAAUCCAAAUUUAUGCCGCUACCUUUCGCAACAGUAUAACGAUCUUCAGUUACGUACCUCUAAUCCAAAUUAUAAACUCUUCGUUUUGCCAUUCGAUGUUCAAUUGAUAUCCGGUCACUUUUUGAUGGAAAUUGGAUAUGAUAAUUAUUUUCGGGUAAGUAUUAAAUAAUUAACCUUAACUUUGUUACCCAUUUCGUCGAAAGUUUGCAUUUAUUU